AGUGUCAAAAAAAAGUAUAGGAUAGAUAAUAAAUUGAGAAUUGAGAUACAUUUAUAGUGAAUGUAACAAUUAUUUUUGGGAAUUUUUUCCUUGUGAACCUUGUAACGUAGUGAUACUUUUAUAUGUUCGAUCUAUUGAAAUGUGUUUUCAGUUCAGUACUAGAAUGAAAACAUCUGUGUGUGUCAAAUACGAGGAAUAUACAUAAAAUAUGAGUUGAAUUAGUGAUAAACUUUUAUUUAGUUUGUAAGUUAACUAAUAAAUCAGAUAUGGCUAGAGAGCGACCAACGAGAAAAUGGGAAAUUUUUCAAGGAAGGAAUAGGUUUUAUUGUAACGGUAGACUAAUGACGGCGCCUAACUCUGGAGUAUUUCUGUUAACAGUAUUUUUGAUAACUUUAACCAGCAUGCUGUUUUUUAUAUUUGACUGUAAAUAUCUGGCUGAAAAUGUAACUAUAGCAAUUCCAAUAAUUGGUGCAAUGCUAUUUAUAUUCACAAUGUCUUCCUUAUUACGUACAAGUCUGACCGAUCCUGGUAUUAUACCUAGGGCUAGUUCAGAAGAAGCCGCAUAUGUUGAAAAGCAAAUUGAAGUCACUAAUUCAGCAAAUAGUCCUACAUAUAGGCCCCCUCCUCGUACGAAAGAAGUACUUGUGAAAGGUCAAACAAUCAAGCUGAAAUAUUGUUUCACAUGCAAAAUAUUCAGGCCGCCGAGAGCAUCACACUGUAGCUUAUGUGAUAACUGUGUUGAUAGGUUUGACCAUCACUGCCCAUGGGUGGGAAAUUGUGUUGGUCGAAGAAAUUACAGAUUUUUUUAUAUGUUUAUUGUGUCGCUGGCAUUUUUAGCGGUCUUUAUAUUCGCCUGUGCUGUAGCUCAUCUUAUUUUGAUGACAAAAGAGGACCACCCUUUCUUGGAUGCAGUGAAAGAGUCUCCACCGAGUGUAGUGGUGGCCAUCAUUUGUUUUUUCAGUGUUUGGAGUAUUUUGGGUUUGGCUGGAUUUCAUACCUACCUCACUACCAGUAAUCAAACUACUAAUGAGGAUAUAAAAGGCUCCUUUACCAGUAAAAGAGGUCAAGAAAAUUUCAAUCCAUAUUCGCAGGGAAAUGUGUGUUUGAAUUGUUUUCAUAUACUGUGUGGUCCCAUAACACCAUCUCUCAUCGAUAGGCGAGGACUAGUAACAGAAAACUAUCGCUCAGAACUUGAUCGACCUAUUACGAAUGAACCAACUUUACCUUUGAAAAGUUAUGGAAUUCAUUCUCAAAAUGGACCCCAACAAAUAACCGCAAACACAACCGAAAUCCCCGGAAUUUAUCGCCAAACCACAGAAACUACCGAAAGCAAUGCUGGCAGCGUAACUCAUUUAGUGAGCAGCGAACAGCCAUUAGCUAUUGCUCCAGCACUACAACUGCAAGGGUCUCAAGAUGACUCGCAACAGUAUAAGUCACAACCCAGCCUCACCAAUUCACCUGUAUACAACAACAUCACUUCUUCGAAUCAGAUACCGUUGAGUAAAUCACAAAGUUUUGAGGACAAUAUAAAUUCCCCCCGCAAUAAAAAUACUGGGCUAAAAGAGACAGCUGUGAAUGUAGAAGACCUCCACCUAGACACUGUAAUUUUGAGAGAGAACCACUUACUAGCCAUCAAUGAAAAGACUCGGUUUCAUGACAUGAAACUGGAUAACGAUUUGACCAUACAAGAAAAAGAAAAUAGUUUGUUCAGUGCGAGUAGACUUCGUCUUUUACAAGACACAACUAUGAUAGAAAGUGCUCUAGAUCUAGACUCUCUGGACGGUUCUAGUUUAGGGACAAAUAGUCAAAACGGAUUAAUGAGAGUUGAAGUGUGAAUUCAAAACCAAAUGUCGAUUCUUCGGAGUACAUUAAGUUUAAAGUC
Leptinotarsa decemlineata (Colorado potato beetle) is the source of this 1882-nucleotide messenger RNA. RefSeq names its product Palmitoyltransferase app (gene app). Gene Ontology annotation, molecular function: protein-cysteine S-palmitoyltransferase activity. NCBI's taxonomy places the organism in Eukaryota, Metazoa, Arthropoda, Insecta, Coleoptera, Chrysomelidae. The record is from RefSeq and is a predicted model, not a curated record. Gene Ontology annotation, cellular component: endoplasmic reticulum; Golgi apparatus. Gene Ontology annotation, biological process: protein targeting to membrane; peptidyl-L-cysteine S-palmitoylation.